AUGGUUCAAGAAGAUGACGACGAUUUGCGGUUGUCAAUGUCCCUUCGUCCGACAACAUUGUCAACGCGUCCUAAUUCCUUGUCGGUGAACGGAAAUGAGAAAGCAGUUCCAGAAGAGAGCGUGUUACGAUCACUCUCUACUGGAACGUUAAAAUAUCCCGAUGACGAACAUUUCUACACAUUUAAUUCGGCACAUUUACAAGAUCUUGGAGCUAUUGGAAAUGGAAACUUUGGAACAGUGUACAAAAUGAGACAUAGAGAAACAAAUAAACUAAUUGCUGUGAAACGGAUACGAUGUAACAACAUAGAUCAACGCGAACAAAUUCGCUUACUGCGAGAGCACGACACGAUUGUGAAAUCCGAAAAAGGGCCAAAUAUUGUCAAGUUUUACGGAGCCAUUUUCAGCGAGGGAGACUGUUGGAUCUGCAUGGAGCUGAUGGAUAUAUCUAUGGAUCUUCUAUACCGACGAGUCUACGAUGUAAAACAGAGUAGGCUCAAUGAAAAUGUUGUGGGUCAUAUCACAGUUUGCACAGUGGACGCUCUCGAUUAUUUGAAAAAAGAGCUGAAAAUAAUUCAUCGAGAUGUUAAACCCUCUAACAUAUUGGUUGAUGGACAUGGUGCAGUCAAACUAUGUGAUUUUGGAAUUUGUGGACAGCUCGAAGAUUCCGUAGUGAAGACUCAUGACGCUGGUUGUCAACCAUAUUUAGCGCCAGAAAGGAUAACCAGCUCAGAUAAGUAUGAUGUAAGAUCAGACGUGUGGUCUCUAGGAAUUACUCUGUACGAAAUUGCAACUGGAAGAUUUCCUUACCAACAAUGGAAUUCAUUGUUUGAUCAAAUUGCAGCGGUAGUCAACGGUGAUCCACCAAUAUUGAGGCCGGACAGUGGAGACAUGAAUUAUAGUCUCCCUCUUGUAAAAUUUAUAAAUACUUGUUUAACAAAAGAAAGGCGGCAUCGUCCAAAAUAUGAUACGCUGAAAAGCUUUGACUUCUAUCAGAUAUACGCCAAAGGCGGACCAGAAAUCGAAGAAGCAAAAGAAAUUCUCGGAGUAGAAGCCAUCGACACUCGUGAUCAUCCUAUUGAUAUACGAGGCUAA
Molecule: messenger RNA, 1092 nt
Organism: Caenorhabditis remanei
Lineage: Eukaryota; Metazoa; Nematoda; Chromadorea; Rhabditida; Rhabditidae
Exons: 10
Coding region: 1-1092 (363 amino acids)
Biological process (GO): MAPK cascade; protein phosphorylation
Molecular function (GO): JUN kinase kinase activity; ATP binding
Source: RefSeq, a predicted model, not a curated record